AUAAAGUCAGUCUGAUCGCAGCCAGAAGACUUCAGGACACUUUAAACUGAACUAAAGUGUAUUUCCGGCAGCAGGAUGGGCUCCAGCAGCUCCAGCAUGGAAAACAUCCCGAACGCUGAGCGGCUGAUGCAGGAAACGGGCUUUUCUGCUGCUCACAUCCUGAAUCUGUACGAGAGGUUUGAGUUUCUGGACAGAGACGAGAGAGGAGAGCUCAGGCCUGAGGAUUUCGGAGCACUUCGAGAGUUGGCCAUGAAUCCCAUCGGAGACAGAAUCAUCAGCGCCUUCUUCAGGCCGGGAAUGGAAACGGUGGACUUUCCCUCCUUCGUUCGAGUUCUUGCUAAUUUCCGUCCGACAGAAACCAACAGAGCCAGAGACUACAGCAGGAUCAGGAAACUCAGAUUUGCUUUCCAGUUGUAUGACCAAGACAGCGAUGGAAAGAUUUCCAGAGAAGAGCUUCUUCAGGUUCUGCGCUCGAUGCUGGGGACGCAGGUGACGGAGGAGCAGCUGCAGAGCAUCGCUGAACGAGCCAUCCAGGAGGCGGACCUCGACCAAGACGACGCUAUCUCCUUCGACGAGUUCAAAAAGUCACUGGAGAAAGUAAACAUCGAACAGAAGAUGAGCAUUUGCUCCCUGAGAUGAAGACGAGCUGCUAUUUACAGAUUUUCCUGAUUUGCAUUUAAAAGAAGAUGGUCUACUGCUUGUUUUGUCUCUAAAAACUGAGAGAGGAGAAGAUGGAGAUGACCCUCAUGUACAGAAACUCAAAGUUGUAAACCAUUAGUAGUGUUAGUAGUAUUUGUCCCCGAGGGGGAAAUGGGUUGCAGCACAUCACAAGGCAUUUAAAAAGAUAAAACAUACGUCAAAGACAACAACAUAGACACAGAUUAAAAAGAACAGACAUAAAAAAGAAACUGAUAUCGGCAGACAUGACAAGGCACCUAGGUCCUCAUUUACGAGAGAGGGGGGGACAGUGCCAGGCCAGCUGGGUAAACAGUGCGUCCUAGCCUUCAUUGAUUAAGGAGUUUGAUGGCUUGUGGGACGAAAGCCAGCGUAGAUCUGUUAUUUUUAAUUAAACAGAGGGGCACGAUAUCUCCGCCCGGAUGGCAACAGUUCAAAUUAAGAGGCAAGUGGGUGCCUCAGGUCACUCACAAUAUUGUGUGCCAUUUUAAAAACGCUGUCCUUGUAUAAGCUUUCUAUAGAAAAUGAGAUUCCUGACAAUUUACUGGACAAUGUUACGGCCCUCCUGACUGACUUUGUCUGUGCCUCAGGGGCGUUGCCGAACCAGCAUAAGAUGCCGAAGGAGAGCACACUUUCAAUAAAAGCAUGAUAAAACAUCUUAACCAUUCUGUUGCCGACAUUAAAAGACAAUAAUUUACGUACAAAGAACAUUCUUUGUUGAGACGUAGCAUUAACUUUCUCAGAGCAUUAACUUUUUUGCAGGUCUCCCUUGAAAAAGAGAUCUAUGAUCUCAAGGGACCAAUCUGGUUAAAUAAAGGUUUGAAAUUAAAUGAAAUGAGACCAUACAUCCCAUCUGAGCUUGUGGUCAAGCACGACCCCAAGAUACUUGUACUCAGUGACACAUUGUAUAGGCUCCCUAUUUAAAAGAGUAGGGUUGGGGGAUUGUGCUAUUAUACAAUCAAUUUCCAUCUCCAUUAUAUCUGUUUAUCAAAAUAUAACAUUCUGACCUGAUGGUGGCACCAGAAAAGAAGUAAGGGCGAUUCUUGACGGACAGCAAAAAAGUCCGAUAUUAUACAAUCAAACAAAUAAAUAAAAACAAGGAUAAUUGUG
This is a messenger RNA of Trematomus bernacchii (emerald rockcod), 1785 nucleotides long. RefSeq names its product calcineurin-like EF-hand protein 2 (gene chp2). The coding region runs from base 76 to 639 and encodes 187 amino acids. Gene Ontology annotation, molecular function: calcium ion binding. The record is from RefSeq and is a predicted model, not a curated record. The transcript is spliced from 7 exons. Lineage: Eukaryota; Metazoa; Chordata; Actinopteri; Perciformes; Nototheniidae.